AAAGAGAAGGAACUAGACAUUUAAGAAAGUUAGCUGCAAGGCCAAGAAAUGUAUGAGAUCGCCGACUGGCGCGGCAAGUAGUUUAACGUAAUUUAACAGAACCAACCCAGUCUUUGUGUUCACACUUGAAUAUUUUUAGCUAUACACGUUUUCCACAUUUGCUGAAUUUGACUAUUGGUUUUCACCACAGUCUUUCAUUUUGCUGGGUAACAUUUUACACAAAGAUACUGACCGCAUUAUCUCUUGGUGAAGGGCAGGUGCCAUUAAAGAAGAAUAAAGAAGCGUAAGGAACGUGUGUAAAUCUACAGCCUCUCAUCUCUUCUAAAUAAAAAAUUAAAAAAUACGAAAAGUGAUUAGCUGCUGCAACGUUCUUUCCGUGCAGUAUGCAUUGCUGAAACCUGCACGCGAGCCGUUUCUCUUUCGGCUGUGAAAAACUUAUUUUGAAACGGCUCUGUUACGAACCUCAAAACACAUGUCACCGAUGCGAGAGAUUUUGCGCGAUUCCAGCGGCGAUUCUGGCUCGGAGUCCGAUAACGCCUCCGCGUCCUCGAGGGGCUCGAGCCGCAGCGGUAGCCGAGCGUCGCAGGCGCCGGUGCAAACGAGCAAUGCCAGGAGCGAGCACUCCGAGGACGAGAACGGAGCGCCGGCCUCGCCCGCGUCGAACGCCAGCGGCAGCCGCGCCUCGAGGGGCUCGAGGUCCACCAGCCAGAGUCCGGUCGGGUCGAACAAGCUGGACGGCAGUCGCAGAUCGGAGAGCCCGUCGUCACCGGCCGGAUCUGGCUCGAGGCGUUCGAGCGUCGGUUCCGUUCAGAGCGAGAAGAGUGGGAAAUCCGCGUCUCCGCGGUCCAGGAGCGGCACGCCGAAGUCGGCGGCCUCUCGCAGCUCGGCGGACUCGCCCAAGUCCCCUCGAUCGCGCUCGCCGUCCCCGCGCGGCAGCGUACGCUCCGCGAGUCCGAAGUCACCCGUCAGUUCGAGAUCCGCGCGCUCGAGAUCGGUGGAGAGGAAGUCCAAGACCCCGGCCUCCCCCGCGUCCAACGCCUCCGGUUAUUCCCCGAAGAGUCGUAGGUCUCGAAGCGUAUCUUCCCAAAGGAGCAACAAGUCAGCGGGUUCAGCGAGCCCGACGGAAAGGCGGUCGAAUUCUUCCGCUUCUUCGAGGAAGUUCGACGAAUCGACGAAGAGAGCGGCUUCUGAAAAGUCUGACAAGAGGUCGGGAUCCAAAAGUCCCAAAAACGAUAAAAGCGAUAAUGAAUCAAACAAAUCCUUCAAACAGGCAGAUCGAAGUCCAAAAUCCGACGAGAGCGACGAAGAAGAACAGAUAAGCAAACGGCAACGCAGCAGCUCCGAUUCAGAUGCAGAAAAACAAGUUGUGAAGCGAAUUAAAAAGAUUAUAAACUCAGAUUCUGAAAAUGAGACAGCCGACAAGGAAAAUAGCGUCGCUCCGACUGCGGACGCGUUAUUCGGCGACGCAAGUGACAUCAGUACGGACGACGAAAAGGAUAAGAAGGAAGGGGAGAAAGAAAAGGAACGGAGUCGCAGUCGGAGCAGGAGUAGAAGCAAAAGUCGUAGCAGAAGUAAAAGCAGAAGCAGAAGCAGGAGCAGAAGCAGGAGUAGGAGUAGGAGUAGAAGUCACAGCCGCGGCAGAUCCGAGAGCGGUGGAGAAGGUCCGAGCCAUCAAACUGUUAUUGAGGACGAGGAGAAUAAAGAUAAGGAAGAAGAGCCGGAGCUACCUCCGGAAACUCGAAUUGACGUAGAAAUCCCGAAAAUUACUACCGAUCUAGGACGCGAGAUUCACUUUGUGAAGUUACCGAAUUUCCUGUCGGUCGAAACGAGGCCGUUCGAUCACGAGACCUACGAGGAUGAGAUCGACGAGGAGGAGACUCUGGACGAGGAGGGCCGCGCUCGACUGAAGCUCAAGGUGGAGAAUACGUUGAGAUGGAAGGACACGUUUAGUGACGACGGCAAAAUGGUGAAGCAGAGUAACGCGAGAUUCGUGAAGUGGUCGGACGGCAGUAUGUCGUUGCAUCUGGGUUCAGAGAUUUUCGACGUGUACAAACAGCCGUUACAGGGCGAUCACAACCACCUCUAUAUUCGCCAGGGUACCGGUCUGCAGGGUCAGGCAGUAUUUCGAACGAAAUUGACAUUCCGGCCACAUUCCACUGAAUCGUUCACGCACAGGAAGAUGACCAUGUCUCUGGCCGACAGGUCGCAAAAGACCUCUGGCAUUAAAGUUCUUUCUCAAGUUGGAAUGAACCCAGACCAGAACAGAUAUGAGAUGAUAAAGAAAGAGGAAGAGAAGCUACGUAUGGCAAUGCGAGUUCAAAACAAAACGAAGAAAAGUACUGGUGGUAUCAGAAAUACUAACCGCACUGCAGGAGCGUACAGUAAUGACGCUUAUCACGAUGAUGGUUCUGAUGACGAGGGUGCAAUUUCAUUAGCAGCCAUAAAAAAUAAAUAUAAGAAAGGAGCCGCAGUGAUUCCUUCUAAAGCAUCAAAUAUUUAUUCUUCGGAUGAGGAUGGCUCAGACAUUGAGACACACAGACCUAAAAAGAAUAUUAAAGGAAAAGUUCUUAAAGAUUCAGAUGAAGAAUCCAAUUCCGAAAGUUCCGCGGUCAGUGGCGGAGACGACAAUCGAGUUGAUGAUGCAAGUGAUUGAAAAUGUACAUAUAAUUCAAAAAUUAGUAAAUCAAUGUUUUUUUAAUAACAAUGUAAUAGUACACCGUUAUAGCAAAUAGCAUUAAAUAUUAUCUACUAAUUUUAUAGAUAAUGUAAUGUCUGAUUCAUGAUGUAAAUAAAAUAAUAAACGCAUAUUCAUAAAUAAUCAAUGCAGCAAUAAAUUGAAAUAAGUUUGUAUUUUUACUGUCAA
Messenger RNA from Wasmannia auropunctata (little fire ant), 2863 nucleotides. It is a transcript of the gene Atu, whose product is annotated as another transcription unit protein-like. Gene Ontology annotation, cellular component: nucleus; Cdc73/Paf1 complex. Gene Ontology annotation, biological process: transcription elongation by RNA polymerase II; positive regulation of transcription elongation by RNA polymerase II. The transcript has 7 exons. The record is from RefSeq and is a predicted model, not a curated record. NCBI's taxonomy places the organism in Eukaryota, Metazoa, Arthropoda, Insecta, Hymenoptera, Formicidae. Bases 473 to 2653 code for a protein of 726 amino acids. Gene Ontology annotation, molecular function: RNA polymerase II C-terminal domain phosphoserine binding.